AUGCUGCUUUCCGUCCUAGCCGCGUUGGCUACUCUAAACUUCGCUGAAUCAACUCAGUGUGAUCCGUCUUCUUAUCAUCAACCAGCCGCAGCGCACUCUGCUGUCGAGCUCCCUUUGCUUGCUGGACAUACGCGUUCAGUGGUAGAACCUUUUCAGUUCGCUGUUGUCGCUCCUGAGUCUCGCAUGUAUACUCCCAGCUUACCUGGGUGGCAUGGUACAAUCUCGGCAGCAGCCAUUGUGACACCAGCGCUCGGUGCUCGGUUCGCUAUGUAUCUCGUCAACGCUUCUGCUGGUGCUUCUUCGACAGAUGGCACUUUAUACGAAGGUGCCCCAUCGGGCUUGGAGCGAUUCCUCUAUGUCCUCCAUGGGACAGUGUUUGUGAAAGAAGAAUCACAAGGCGAGCGAAGACUGGAGUACGGGGGUUUCGUCUACUACGCACCCGGCGAGAAGAUGAACACCUUUGUGGGUGAUGAGGGUUCAAGCUUCGUGCUGAUAGAUCAAGUGUACGCAGGCGCAUUCAAACCAGUGUCUGUUAUCGGGAAUGAAGCAGAAGCCGGAACUGAGUUUGUUCCAGGAGAAGUGUUCAAACUCAGACGGCUUCUUAAUGGCAGUGACCCAGGUUACGACUUCAACAUACACAUUAUGGACUUUGCGCCAGGUGAAUACAUGAACGUGAAGGAGGUCCAUUACAAUCAACACGGCCUCCUCAUGCUGCGUGGACACGGCAUUUAUCUGCUUGGUGAACGUUUCUUUCCAGUAGCGACGGGGGAUGCAUUGUAUAUGGCUCCUUUUGUUCCGCAAUGGUUUGGGGCAUUGGGUCCGACAAGCGCGCGGUAUUUCUUGUACAAAGACGUAAACACUAAUCCAUUGCUACAUUGA
This is a messenger RNA of Chondrus crispus (carragheen), 879 nucleotides long. RefSeq lists its product as hypothetical. The record is from RefSeq and is a predicted model, not a curated record. Gene Ontology annotation, molecular function: ureidoglycine aminohydrolase activity. Bases 1 to 879 code for a protein of 292 amino acids. The transcript has a single exon. NCBI's taxonomy places the organism in Eukaryota, Rhodophyta, Florideophyceae, Gigartinales, Gigartinaceae.